GUUUUUAUUUUUGGAGCAGAUACGCCACGAAUAUCUAAACGUGCAUUUCAAGUAUUGAAAAAGAAAAUAUGAUAAUUCAUUUGUUCUUGUUUUAGAGUUUCUAUAUUCUUCAUUUUAAACCUGCAGCGUCAUGUUUAUGUUCAGUCACUUUUACUUCCUCUGGGUCUUAGCGGAAGUACUAGUUCACUCACUCCGACUGGUCCAGAAGAGUCUGCUGCAGUUGCUUAAAUUUGGUGAAUAUCAACUUCCGACUAAUUCCCUGUCGUCUUCCGGAUAUCCCAUCGUGUAUUCGAACAGACCAGUUACGGUAGUACAUGAGGACGACUCGUUGUUCGCAUAUAUUUACGUGAAUAUCCUGCACUUUUGUGGCUAGCUGCGUUGGCUAGCCUAGCCACCGUCUCCAUGGCUCCUCCCCUCCGGGUCCUGUGUAUCCAUGGUUACCGCCAGAACGGCGGCUCGUUCCGUGAAAAGACGGGAGCUCUGCGGAAGCUGCUGAAGAAACAAGUGGAGCUUGUUUACAUGAGUGCGCCGCUCAACGUGCAGCAAGCCAGCAAGCAAGAUGUUCCCGAUAAGGAGAAUGACUCUGUUCCUGGACCUGGAGGCGAUGACGACCCCAGGGGUUGGUGGUUUUCUGACACCCGGGCUCUGAGUUUCAGUGCUCAGCAGGAGUGCGAAGAAAGCCUCGGACUCGACGAGAGCGUGGCGGCCGUGAGAGAAGCUGUGAAGGUCCAAGGUCCUUUCGACGGCAUCUUGGGCUUCAGCCAGGGAGCAGCUUUCGUGGCCAUGCUGUGCUCUCUCCAGGAGCAAAAACUGGAGCCAGAGUUCAGCUUCCGCUUCGCCGUCCUGGUCGCUGGCUUCCGCAGCGCGUGUAAGCAGCAUCAGAAAUUCUACAGCGCUCCUCUUCAGAUUCCCUCCCUGCAUGUGUUCGGACUGGAGGACAGAGUGAUCCCCGAUAACAUGAGCAGAGAACUCCUCCCUUCCUUUCAAGACUCUCAGGUCCUCAUACACCCUGGUGGUCAUUUUGUUCCUGCUGCAUCUGCUCACAGACAAACAUACCAGGACUUUCUCAAGAGGUUCCAGUGAGCCCCGAGCACUUACUGUAAAUAUGGCCGAAGGAUGUUUAUUAUUUAAUGUUCAUAAACAUCUUGUGAGAACAUAAAUGACUCCAGAUGUUGGUUAAAAAAAAAUCUGAGUCAUUUUUGCCCUGGAUACGAUGUUUUUUCUCUUUAGAACAAGAUAUAAAGGCUGCUGUCCUUCUCAGGGAAAAUAUCUGAUAAAUAAUAAAUCAGGUGGAAACGGUUUAAA
This is a messenger RNA of Mugil cephalus (flathead mullet), 1305 nucleotides long. RefSeq names its product OVCA2 serine hydrolase domain containing (gene ovca2). The coding region runs from base 403 to 1083 and encodes 226 amino acids. Gene Ontology annotation, cellular component: nucleus; cytoplasm. The transcript is spliced from 2 exons. NCBI's taxonomy places the organism in Eukaryota, Metazoa, Chordata, Actinopteri, Mugiliformes, Mugilidae. The record is from RefSeq and is a predicted model, not a curated record. Gene Ontology annotation, biological process: response to retinoic acid.